Phycomyces blakesleeanus NRRL 1555(-) is the source of this 728-nucleotide messenger RNA. Its product is annotated as cyclin. Gene Ontology annotation, biological process: regulation of cyclin-dependent protein serine/threonine kinase activity. The annotation marks the transcript as partial. The transcript has 2 exons. The record is from RefSeq and is a predicted model, not a curated record. Lineage: Eukaryota; Fungi; Mucoromycota; Mucoromycetes; Mucorales; Phycomycetaceae. Gene Ontology annotation, molecular function: protein kinase binding; cyclin-dependent protein serine/threonine kinase regulator activity. Gene Ontology annotation, cellular component: cyclin-dependent protein kinase holoenzyme complex; nucleus.
AAAAUUCUAGUCGUCCUCCCUCAUCAAUACCCCCCCUUUCCUUUUAGUUCUUUCUCUCUUUCUCUUUCUCUCUUUUCUUUCACUUUACUUGAUCAACUUAAUUGGAUGGAUUCGAGAGAUCUUCAUCGGAGGCUAGUUGACCUCAUUGAACAACCUAUUAGUCCACAACUACUUUCUUACGUUUCUCAUCGAGCUUCUCUUGUCAUUGCCAGUCCACCCUUGAACCAUGACGACCAUAGCAUUGUACCAUCUAUUCAACAUUUUGUACCUCUUCUUGUUCAACGUUCAUGUGUGUCCUCAGGCACAUUGAUCGGUUCACUUGUUUAUCUUGAUCGUCUUCAGCGCAGAGUAGCUACAGUUCCUAGCAGCUCCCCCUGUUCUUGUCAGCGGAUAUUCCUUGCCACUCUUAUCGUCACGACAAAAGUGUUACAUGAUACAUCUCCCAAGAACAGGUAUUGGGCCCGAUACACUUCUUUAUUCCCUUUGGAAGAAGUCAAUAUCAUGGAACGCCAGUUCUUGUCACUCAUGGACUUUCAACUUUCGAUUACUCUUGAUGAUCUCUUUCAUGUCCUUUAUGCCUUUGAGGCUUCCUUGAUGCCUAUAUUAUCAACAUCUCAUCCAUUCUCUUCGAGCCACGCAAUACCAUCUUUACACCAUUCGUCAGGCGUGUCUUGGGAAGAUGAUUCUUACAGAGUGAUCGGUCAGAAGCAAAAGCCAUUUGUACUUUU